GGAUCGUAUUCUAUAGUAUUAAUUAAGAACGUUAAUCUGCAUGCUACGUUGGUUCAGGAAUGUCUUGUAAUCUAUAAUAGCAUAUACAAAAGCAAACCAUUUUCGAAUACUUUACUUCCAUUCACCGAGUAUUUGUAAUAAACGAUGUCGAGAUCAAUGAUAUUUUUUAUAAUAUUAGUGUUACAUUUUUUUUAUUCAUCUACUUUAGGGCAAGAUUAUUUGCUAAACUUGAAUCCAGGUGAGAUAUGUCUUAAAGGGGAAAAUGGAGAGGCUUCCAAUUCUUAUUGUAAACGUUUAGAUAGUUGUCCUGAGGGUAGACAACAAAUCGAACAAAGUAUUAUUCCAAAAUUAUGUUCAUUUGAUAGAUCACAUCCAGUAAUUUGUUGUCCACCACAGAGCUACGAUGAAAAACCAAGAGAAAAUCCAUUAAAUAAUCAGACGAAUGUACAAACAUACUCUGCUACUGAGAUGUGUCAUCAAUAUUCAGAAUUGAUCUAUUCAUAUGAAUUAAAACUAACUUUAAAACCACCGCGUAAUAAAUACAUUAAAGUACUUAAUUGUCAAGAAAUAACAAAAUUAAUUGUUGGUGGUACUAAAGCCGAGGGUAAAGAAUUUCCACAUAUGGCUCGAGUAGGUUAUGGUGAUACAAUUGAACAAGUCAUAUGGAGUUGUGGAGGUUCAUUAAUCAGUAAUACUUGGGUUCUGUCUGCUGCUCAUUGUGAAAAAAAUGGAAAGGCAUUGCUUGCCCGUUGGGUACGUCUAGGAGAUCUAGAUAUUGAAAACGAUAAUGAUGAUGCCGAACCUAGAAAUUAUGAAAUAAUUCAACGUGUUAUUUAUCCCAACUAUCAGGCUCCUUCUUUCUAUAAUGAUAUUGCUUUAUUCAAGUUAGAUAGAAUUGUAGAAUUUUCAGCUUAUGUAAGACCUAUUUGCUUAAAUAUUGAUCAAAAUCUGAAGCCUCAAAAUGUAGUAGCUACUGGAUGGGGCCAUAUAAAAUACGGUGGACCGUCAAGUUCUCAUUUAUUAAAAGUAGAAUUAAAUACUGUUCCAAUAGAUCAAUGCAAUAUUAAUUAUUCUUAUACUGAUUAUUCUGAUACUCGUACUAAAAUAAAACUAGCAUUUGGGAUACUAAAUGAAAGUCAAAUUUGUGCUGGCCAUACUGAAGGUGGAAAAGAUACUUGUGGAGGUGAUUCUGGAGGGCCUAUUCAAAUUAAAAACACUAACUAUUCAUGUAUGUACACUCAAAUAGGAAUAACAUCAUUUGGAAAAUUAUGUGGUGAAAAAGAUGCACCUGGGGUUUAUACUAAAAUUUCUAAAUAUAUAUCGUGGAUAGAAAAGAAUGUUUGGCCAAAAUAGUAAUACAUUUCAGGAACACUAAGUAAGUAAGUACUACAAGAGAAUAGUUAAUUGUUAAUCAAUUUUUUAUUUAUUGACUAUUGGAUUAAAUGAACUUUGUACUUCUUUUA
Messenger RNA from Daktulosphaira vitifoliae (grape phylloxera), 1463 nucleotides. Its product is annotated as venom protease-like. Bases 145 to 1353 code for a protein of 402 amino acids. The record is from RefSeq and is a predicted model, not a curated record. Gene Ontology annotation, biological process: proteolysis. Lineage: Eukaryota; Metazoa; Arthropoda; Insecta; Hemiptera; Phylloxeridae. The transcript has 7 exons. Gene Ontology annotation, molecular function: serine-type endopeptidase activity.